Molecule: messenger RNA, 696 nt
Organism: Dreissena polymorpha
Lineage: Eukaryota; Metazoa; Mollusca; Bivalvia; Myida; Dreissenidae
Product: PDZ domain-containing protein 11-like
Exons: 7
Coding region: 1-426 (141 amino acids)
Biological process (GO): maintenance of epithelial cell apical/basal polarity; protein localization to basolateral plasma membrane; neurotransmitter secretion
Cellular component (GO): cell-cell junction; basolateral plasma membrane; synapse
Molecular function (GO): protein binding
Source: RefSeq, a predicted model, not a curated record
AUGAGGUUGGAGAUGUUUGUGGAGCAUGAGGGUGGGGUAUCUGAAUGGAGCAUAAGGAGGGACAGACAUCCAUCAUAUUGUUCAGACUUGGAAAGAUUUUUACCUAGAAACAUAAGCUUGAAAAGAUCAAAAACAUCAAAACAGCUUGGUUUCAAUAUCAGAGGAGGAAAAGAACACAACUGUGGAAUCUUUGUUUCAAAGGUCAUGCAGAAUAGUGAAGCAGAGAAGUUGGGAUUACAGGAAGGGGACCAGUUUUUGUCUGUCAACGACGACAACUUUGAGUAUAUUGAUCAUGGAGAGGCUGUGAAAAUUGUAAAAAGCAACAUCUCAAUGUGGAUAACAGUGAGAUACUUCCCCUAUGGUUAUAACAGAACAUAUGACAAGAGUGGUCACAAUAACCCUGACAGCCCUCAGCCUGCAAGAUAAUGUGUAGUGAUGAAGCCUUGAAGGGCAAGGUCACCCCCACAAAAGGUCUAGGGCAUCGUUUGAAUCUCCUCAGCAUACCAUUAUCUGUGGAACAGAUUUUUUAUGUUUUGCUUUUUUACAAAUGUACAUUAUACAUGUUAUUAUUGUACUAAAUGGUUAAGGGCUUUUUCCAUAAAUAUCCCAAAAAAUCAAAUAUUGGCAUGUCUGGUCAGAUGCCGAAAUUAGCAGUUAAACAUGAUGUAAUUAUCUGUUCAUGACCCUAUAUUUGUA